AUGGAUCUCAAGGAUCUUGCACCCGUUGCAGGCGCCGCCAUUGCAGGCGUUACUGCUGCUGCCGCAUACAUCGACGCCAAAUAUCACAUCUCCAAAGAUAUCGCAGGAAUUCGCGGUCAAAAAGCCGCAGCGCGUGGAAUAGAGAAGAACUCUCGAGGCAAGGGCCAAUCUCUCUGGUACCAAUUCGAAAGCCAAGUUCGCCGUCUCCCCUCGAACGAAGAGUGCAUCUGGUCUCGUAACGGAUGCUACACCUGGGCCGAAACCUACGCGAACGCCUGUCGCUAUGGCCAAUACCUCCACCAGCAUGGCGUCGUGCCCGGACAGCUCUUCGCCAUGUACAUGAUGAACCGACCCGAGUUUCUGUUUGCUCAUUUGGGCAGCUGGAGUAUAGGAAGUGCCCCGGCAUGGAUCAACUACAACUUGGCGGGUGAUUCGCUGUUUCACUGCUUGAAAGUAAGCGGUGCCAAGGUGAUACUUGUCGACGAAGACCAAGAGUGCAGGCAAAGGAUAGAAGAUAUCCGCCAAAAGUUGGAGGAAGAGCUCGGCAUGACUAUCUUGAUUCUGGACAACAAUCUAAAGGGCGAGAUUUCGAGGUCGGAGCCCAAGAGGCCAGAAGACUCCCUUCGAGUAGGCGCGAAGGGCAAAUUCCCUCUCUUCAUUUUCUACACGAGUGGAACGACUGGACACCCAAAAGCCUGCCCAUUCCCCACGGAAAGAGCGGCCGGUUUGACAGGUCGUGUAGGUGCCAUGGGUCUGAAGCCAGGACCUAAUGGUGAUCGAUGGUAUGUCUGCAUGCCUCUUUACCACGGUACCGGAGGUACCACCGCACUCGUGUGCAUGAUUACUGGUCUUACCUGCUGCAUCGGCACCAAGUUCUCCACAUCAAGAUUCUGGACCGACGUACGUGACUCCAAGUCUACCGCCAUCGUGUACGUUGGAGAGACGGCCCGUUACCUCCUCAACGCCCCUCCAAGUGAUAUGGACAAAAAGCACAAUGUCCGAGCCAUGUUUGGAAACGGUCUUCGCCCAGAUGUAUGGCAACGUUUCGUCGAUCGUUUCGGCAUUGAAAUUGUCGGCGAGUUCUUCAACAGCACAGAAGGUGUUAUGGCGCUCUUCAAUGGUUCUCGCGGACCCUUUACAGCCACUUCAGUCGGACACCAAGGUCUCAUUGACCGCUGGCGAUUCCACAACACCUAUGUCCCUGUCGAGGUCGAUAUGGUCACUGGUGAUCUCCUCCGUGACCCCAAGACUGGCUUCUGUAAACGCAAGUCGUAUGAGGAGGGCAGCGAGAUUCUUGUUCAGUUGCCCACCGAGGACGCCUUUGUUGGCUACUGGAACAACCCCGAAGCCACCGAGAAGCGCUUCGAACGUAACGUCUUCAAGAAGGGUGAUCUCUGGUACCGCACAGGUGACGCCCUUCGUCGUGAUGCCGACGGUCGAUGGUUCUUCAUGGACCGUCUUGGUGACACUUUCCGCUGGAAAUCCGAAAACGUCAGCACAGCCGAAGUCAGUGAAGUCCUUGGAUCCUUCCCCGGUAUCCAAGAAGCGAACGUUUAUGGUGUCGAAGUACCAGGCUACGACGGACGAGCAGGCUGUGCGGCCAUCCUCAUUGACCCUGCACAACGCGAUUCGUUUGACUUCAACGCACUACUUGCCCACGCGAGCGCAAAGUUGCCCAAAUACGCAGUCCCUGUCUUUUUGAGGGUACAAAAGCAGCAAACUACCAUGCACAACAACAAGCAAAACAAGGUCCCAUUGAGGAACGAUGGAAUUGACCUAAGGAAAUUGAUGGAGAGGGCAGACAAGGAGGCCAAGGAGCAGGGCAAAGACCAAGCUGAAUACGACACCCUCUACUGGAAUCCAACUUUACUCGGAGCUACCAAGGGCAAGGGUGCUGAAGGCGGUUAUGUCGUGUAUACCAUGGCUGAUUGGGAUACGCUGCAGGCAAACAAGGACCAGGGCGCAAAACUAUAG
This is a messenger RNA of Bipolaris zeicola 26-R-13, 1974 nucleotides long. RefSeq lists its product as uncharacterized. The record is from RefSeq and is a predicted model, not a curated record. Gene Ontology annotation, molecular function: long-chain fatty acid transmembrane transporter activity; long-chain fatty acid-CoA ligase activity. Lineage: Eukaryota; Fungi; Ascomycota; Dothideomycetes; Pleosporales; Pleosporaceae. Bases 1 to 1974 code for a protein of 657 amino acids. The transcript is spliced from 4 exons.